CCAACGUCAAGGCUUCAACCCUGCUCGUACUACAUAUGCUCACUGCCCAGAUCAACCAGGACUCCCCGUUGAGGGUAAAGUGCACCCGUUUGCCAGACAAGGUCAAGCCCAGCCAAGCAUUGAGGCUUGUGCAAAGCUUGGUGACCUGGCUGGCUCUGGGGCGGUUCGAGCUGAAUGCCAAAGCUGACAUGCACUAGGGGCUGAGGUCCAGAAAUUGCCCAAUCCAGCGUCUGCCACAUCCUGCGCAAUCUGGAUCUGCUACUAUAUCAGGCACAUUCUGCUUACAAGACCCUGUCGCCCAAUAAAGCCGUGUCUGAGGUGCCGAAGCUUUUGGCACAAGUGCUUAUGCUCACCUCCCCCCGUGCCUGGCAGUGGCCUUGGUCUCUAUGCCUGGGCCGCCACAUGUCUCUCUGAAAUACUGGCUCUUCGCUGCCCUCGCGACGAUCCUUUGGAAACUCCCUUUGCGAAGUGUCGGCGCCCUGGGUUUCGCUGUCAAGUCCUCUUUCCUUUCCACCUUUUUACUUUCGAACCGAGUCACUCUUUCGUUGAUUAACCUGGCAGUUAUUUCACCUUGAAAGCCUACACUUGGCCAUUCCCUUUCUUCGAAGUAAUACUGAACCAUGGACUUCAUUCCCGACCGCCUGCUCUUGGGCAUCCGAGACGCGAAAAGCGCAGUACCUAACCUGGCGAGUGGACACACCGCGACAACGACCUCAGUCCCGAACAGCGCCAAGGUCACUCACGCUCUGGGCAAGUUGGCUCAAGCAGGAGUCGGCAAUGAGGCCGUCAAUUCAGUCCUCGGCCUGUCCACCACCACAACUACUCGCUACCCGGAAAAGAUUACCCACGCCGCCGAAAAACUGAGCAACGCCGGCCUGAGUUCUGACAGCACGCCUUCUCUUCCGGCACAACAACAAAGCAGCCACCAUCUUGCCACAAAAUACAUCAUUGUAAUUGCUGUCGUUGGCGCCGUCGUCCUCCUCGCCCUCUUGACUGGCGGAUGCCUGUGCUGGAGACGGUACAAGAGAAGAAGAGCGUACAAUGUGGUGAGCAGGGGCGUGGACACCAAGGGCAAAGGAGUAAUGCGGGAGAAAGAGGAUAUGUUUAAUGCCGACAUGGGAGAGGCCGAGAGCUUUAAUGUGGAUGGCCAGAAGCUGACAGAACGCAACUUCGAGAGUGGAUACGACAAGGUUGACACUGGCUAUGAAGGCACAGGUUAUGGAGCAGUGGAAGAACAUGGUGGCGACAAGAGGGCGAGACUCGAGGCUUGAAAGUCGAGGCUUGAUACUCAAGGCCAGAAAUGCGAUCUUGGAGAUGUCGCAACUUACUGAUGUAAAUGUGGUGGUGAUCUUCCCAAGGAAAUGACGGGCACAAGGCGUUGGGCAAGGAUGUCGCACCAGAGGGAAAACAAGAAUGGUCCUAGCAGGAGUCGAGGUUAAGUUGGUGUCGUUCUCUUUUUGUCUUCUCGAACAAAAUUUCCCACGUUCGUUUUCUUUCGUUACGUUUCUCUUCAAUCCACAUGGCCGCAUCUUCUUGACUUCUUGAUAGAGGAGCCGCGCAAACCCGG
Molecule: messenger RNA, 1567 nt
Organism: Cladophialophora immunda
Lineage: Eukaryota; Fungi; Ascomycota; Eurotiomycetes; Chaetothyriales; Herpotrichiellaceae
Exons: 1
Coding region: 621-1271 (216 amino acids)
Source: RefSeq, a predicted model, not a curated record